Messenger RNA from Durusdinium trenchii, 1551 nucleotides. NCBI's taxonomy places the organism in Eukaryota, Dinophyceae, Suessiales, Symbiodiniaceae. The record is from the annotation of a GenBank genome assembly.
GCACAGUUCUUUUUCAAACCUCCUCUCGGUGCACGGCUUCUUCUUCACCUCAUGCCGAAGCAGACGCGGGCCAAGGUCUCAAAGGCGAUGCGGCACAAUCCUUUGGCGCAUGAUAUCUUGGAGGAGGAGAACAAUCGAGGCAUUCGAAGAACACCGCGGAGCAAGUUACGAAAAGGCAGCGAUACAUUGGAGGAGGAAGGAAGCAAUGUGGUGCCGUCCAGCGUUGCGAAGAAAGUGCUUGGCAUGGUUCAAUCACAAAAGGCUGAUGAUGAAGAUGCGAUUGGCGAGUUUGGCUCUGAACUAGCCUCCCAAGGUGAUGCUGCUCUGGAUGAGGAGGAAGUUGAAGAGGUUGACGUCCAAGUGGAUGAGGAUGGCUAUAUCAUCGGCCCGAAUGCUUCCGAGGAAGACGAACGAGCCAUGUCCCUCUUCCUGCCCAGCAAAGAUGGCAAGGUGGCUUCUCAGGGUCCAACCUUGGCUGACAUCAUCUUGCAGAAGAUCCAGGAGGCAGAAGCGCGGAAAGCGGCAGGAGAGAGCGGUCCCACUGAGGAAGCUGGACUCUCACCCAAAGUCGUGCAGGUCUACAGCGACAUUGGGAAGUUCUUGCGAUUCUACAAGUCUGGGCCGAUCCCCAAGGCUUUCAAGGUCAUCCCUAACUUGACGAACUGGGAAGAGGUCCUGGCGCUGACAUCGCCCCUCACCUGGAGCCCGGCUGCGAUGUAUCAGGCAUCCGCCAUCUUUGUCUCGAACUUGAAUCCGCGGAUGGCGCAGCGAUUCUUCAACCUGGUCUUGCUGCCAGCGGUGCGACAGGACAUUGCAGAGCACAAGAAGUUGAACUUCCACUACUACAGGGCGCUGCGGAAGUCUCUCUUCAAGCCAGCAGCCUUCUUCAAGGGCAUCUUGCUGCCCUUGGCAGCAGAGAAUUGUACCUUGAGGGAGGCCGUGAUCCUGGGUUCCGUGGUCAGCAAGGCAUCCGUCCCUGUGAUGCACGUGGCUGCCAGCAUCGUGCGACUUUGCGUGACCCGACUUGACAGCAAGCAAUCUGGAAGCCGCUUUGUGCCUGGUAGGUGGGUCAAACCCAAUCAGGGGACUAAGUCGGGCUAAGUGACUACUAUAUAAGUGUAAGAGAUGAAAGAGAUGCAUGGAACAAGCAGACGAACAUGGAGUCGUCCUUGCCCUGCGUCACUGACACAGGAGGGGAAUGGUCCUUCCUCCCACAAAAAAGGUGACUUUCACUCAUUUCCAAUCCCUUGAAAUGAGAGACGCAACAGCUAGUUGCUAGAGCCACACAGUUUCUGAGUUGCGGGAUGAACUGCGGUUUUUGGGCCACAAGCUAUAAACUAUGAGUUCUGAAUCGCUGCCUUUCCAAGAGACCGUCCAGGAAGGUCCAAUCGAGUCAGGUCCUCAGUUGGGUCAUGUAGACGAUUAAUCAACACACCCCUCAGGCCCCAGACAUGGAUUGUAAAACUGGGGGUUGACAUACGUAGAAUCAAGAGUCUACACGAAUCGAGCUCUCUUGGUGAGCGAAGAAAAUCCGAUGCGCAACAACUGCCU